AAAAGAAGCGAAUUUUGUGCAGCCAAAUUUUCUCCUGGGAGAAAAAAAGACGCCAAAGCAGAGGAAGAAUUAUCAUGAUUCUCUGAAUCUCACUUAAGCGCAGAGUGAUUUCAGUCUCAAGCCAUGAAUAUCAUGGGUGUUAUUGUGUCCGGGCGAUUGCCACAGACGGACUUUCAGCAAGUGGGCGAAUCGCAGUUCCUCUUCAACAUCUCCGAUGCCGACAAUAUCAAUCACAUCGUGGUGUUCCUCACGGGCGCCGUGGCGCUCCCGGAAGGCAUGGCCGGCGCUGUGUACUUCAGCUGGCCGGAUCCCAAUGCGCCGCCCAAUUGGCAGUACUUGGGCUACAUCAGCAACACAAAGCCCUCGUGCAUCUUCAGGAUAUCGCAGCUGAAGAAGCUGAAUGAGAUGCAGGACAAUCCGACCAGCAACGUGUUUGGCGCGCAGCCAAUUUCUCACAUCGCCCAGAUUGGCGUCUCCGUGGAGCUGGAGGCCAGCGUUGUCCAGCAGACGCCGUCCGUGACGAGCGUCACGAAUUACCUGCAAUUUGGGCAGAAGAUGCUGGAGAACUUCUUCAAUUACGCCUCGAGCUUCGCCGUGACGCACUCAGCGGAGACCUUCGUGCCCCUCUCCACCCUCCAGACAUGGUACACGAACUUCCAGCGACGCCUGCAGCAGAAUCCCAACUUCUGGAAGUCAUAAAAUUGCUUUA
This is a messenger RNA of Phlebotomus argentipes, 709 nucleotides long. RefSeq names its product protein OPI10 homolog. The transcript is spliced from 3 exons. Gene Ontology annotation, biological process: protein import into nucleus. Gene Ontology annotation, molecular function: Hsp70 protein binding; nuclear import signal receptor activity. Bases 124 to 699 code for a protein of 191 amino acids. Gene Ontology annotation, cellular component: cytosol; nucleus. NCBI's taxonomy places the organism in Eukaryota, Metazoa, Arthropoda, Insecta, Diptera, Psychodidae. The record is from RefSeq and is a predicted model, not a curated record.